This is a messenger RNA of Pogonomyrmex barbatus (red harvester ant), 5346 nucleotides long. It is a transcript of the gene sfl, whose product is annotated as N-deacetylase and N-sulfotransferase sfl. Gene Ontology annotation, cellular component: Golgi apparatus. Gene Ontology annotation, molecular function: deacetylase activity; hydrolase activity; heparan sulfate N-sulfotransferase activity. Lineage: Eukaryota; Metazoa; Arthropoda; Insecta; Hymenoptera; Formicidae. The record is from RefSeq and is a predicted model, not a curated record.
CUCCGUUCUCGCGGCAGUCUGACGCCGGUCGCGCAGUCAGCAUGGUUGGAUUUUCACGCAGUUUUUCGCCGGUCCUGCCGUGCUGAGGGCUCCGAGCUGUGCUUUGGAUAACGUCGCAUUUGCUCUCGCCGUCGUGAGUGGCACCGGUCGCGCGCUUGUCGCGUUAAUGUCGUCACAUUUUCCUUCACGUCGCGAAUGCGCCGUACGACUUUGGCGUCUGACCAGGAGAAACGAGAAGCUCGAGAAAGGACGCCAGAUGCUUGAACCUAACCUCCAAGCACGAAGAUCGCCCCGAGGGAACACGCUCACAAUCGCGACUCGCGUUCAACGUCGUCUCCGUCCAGCCGAUUUAGUUACGUUGCGCUAAUCUCACAGCGAUUUCUCUCGAUGCAAUCGAUAUCGGUGUGUAUCACCGCGGUACAACAGGAAUGAACGACAGGACAGAGAAAGCGGGAAAGAACGAGUACUAAGAGUUUCUGCGUCUUCAUCGUGUGGAACUCUCCAGGAGGCAUCCCGCUUGUGUUGUGAGUGAUUGACCACGGGGCGAGGGGCAAGGGGCGAUGGAAAGGUGAGGGGAAGGCGAGCGCGGUACGGCAAAUGACAGUGCAGUGAGAGAGAAGGGCGAACGAUUCGUGGACAGAAAGAAAGGUUCUCAAGGCAAGCUGUAAAUCUUGACCUCGAAAGAAAAAAGAAGACACCGACCGUCCAUCCGGAUCUCCUGCGAAUGCAGAGCGAAUCGACCCGAGUUGGAAUUUUCCUAAAGAGCGAUAUCAUGGGAUUUUCCAACGUUACACGAAGAGAGUCACCAUCACAAAGAAAUAAAUUGCGAAAAUUGUUUCGCGUAAGAAGCGCCGCGCCUGUACAUCGUUCCUAAUUGACAGAUAGAGGAAGGAGCCGGGGGAAGGGGGGGGAGGUAAACUAGAGAGGAGAAUGAGAAGAGGGUCGGGUGGAAGACACGAAGCAACGUUCGAAAUUUACGAGUGAGUCGGUUUGCUUGCACGUCGUGGGGUUCAAGAUGGUGUCUAGGGGCGGUCGUGCGCCGUAACAAAUGGUUCAGCCGUGAACCGGCUCGCCAUGCAACGACACCGGAAACAGGCGGCAGCUAUCCGGUGAACGAGCGAGUAAACGAACUGGGAGAUCUGCAAGAAUUCGCGAGGACAAGGAUGUGAAGUUUGCCCGGCUGUCUCUCGCGUGGCGAAUUGUCCCGAGGCACGAAAGUCGAACGGGCGGGGUCGCACUCAUUUACAACGAAAUUUCCCGGAGACAAGAUGAUUUUGAAACGUCGACGAUGAGACAUCGUGCUUCUCGCGAUCAUGGCUCCGUGAGAGAACGCAUCGCGACAUCCUAAUACGCGUUUUGCGAGAACCGAGAGAUAUGACGAGGUGCCGCGUGACUCGACAUUGAGAUCUCGAUGACGAUUUAAUCCACGAUAACCCGGCCAGAUGGGUUAAAGGCGACUCGCGAUUGACGGCGCGAUCUCGUGCUGCUUACGAAAUGGCGAUCGUAACGUGCUCUCGAAAAUGCUGCAACAAGUGGUGUUCGGAUCUUUAAUUCUGAGACAUCAUCGAUGUUAUUCGACGGACAAACGAGAGAUUUUGAUCCGGAACCGAUCAGGUGUACGAGUAGUUGGAUCGAGAAUUUCGUAUAGAGAAACCGCCGUUGUGUCCUAGAACACGAUGCCAGUGGGAUUAAGCGCUUCUAAUGAACUUUGAAUCUGUUUCUCUUGUCUCGUGCACGAUCGUUUCGAAAUUUCUUCGUCAGGGUCCCAAUCGCCGGUCUAAGUAGAUUUAUUCCCGUCGAAGGAAAACGUUCGACCAACGCAUUGAGAGAUCGAGAGGUCCCAGUCCAAUUCUGUUAACUUCAUCAAAGGGCACUUCGUCGAUCGAAGGAUCGAAGGGUGAACAAAGAGUAGCCCGGAGCUGGGAUUUUAACUUGAUUCCUACCGUUAGCUUUCCUCGAAUUCGAGUACUUGGAUUUACCGAUAUCGCCCUCAUCAGGAAGAUACGUAGAAAUUAAAGUAAAUUUUAAUUUGUUAACAACAAUUUGUCCAAGCAAAAAAAUUAGUGUUAAUCUAAAUUAAUGCAUAAAUUAAUAUCGAAACGUUGCGCGAUUUAACGUUGCAUGCUAAUGCUCGAAGAAAGAACUGCAACCGCGAGUCCAUGGCGACGAAGGUGCUCCGUGCUGUGCAGACGAAAGAAAGACUCGUCGGAGAUCAUCGACGAUUUUUAGAACUGCUAUCUGACCUUUCGUCGGCGGAUCCGUUGACUAACGUAGCAACAGCGUUGUUCGCACGCCGCGGGCAAAUACGUCCCGUGACUUGUUCGAGGAGGAAGACUUCGCGAUAAUCCACGUCGAGACGCUGUCGCAUCCGCAGAGACGUCGUCGAAUGAGACGAUGGUGAUGAAGAUAUCCGCAAGCGAAGCUGGCGUUCCUUUACUAGGCGCCGUCGGUCCGCGCUACGUCGUCAAGCAGGCGACGGUGAAGCGCUGCGUCCUGGCACUGCUGCUCGUCUCCCUCGCCAGUAUAUUUUACUACACUCAUUACAUCAUCAGCAGUGGACCACUGUCCAGCUUAAUACACCGAGAUACGAGGCCAGAGCCAGCGAUACGAUGUUCGACUCUGAGAGGAGCGACCAGACUUCCGUCGGCACCAGACCAUCGCAGUGAAGCUCGAUUAAGGAUAGACCCGAAAGUGUUGGUCUUCGUAGAAACUCUAUACUCGAGGCUAGGUCGAGAGAUAGCUGAGCUACUAGUUUAUAAUCGAAUAAAGUACAAAGUGGAGGUGGCCGGUAAAUCUUUACCGGUGCUGACGAAUCUUGAUAAGGGUCGAUAUGGGGUGCUGAUCUUCGAGAAUCUAAAUAAGUACCUGCAGAUGGACAAAUGGAAUCGCGAGCUACUUGACAAAUAUUGCAGAGAAUAUUCAGUUGGCAUCGUGGGUUUUGCUCCUCCUGGAGAAGAGAGUCUAGUUGGUGCUCAGCUGAAGGGCUUUCCACUUUUUAUACAUACUAAUCUUAGAUUAAAGGAUGCUCAACUGAAUGCGGCGUCUCCCAUUCUUCGAUUAACCAGAUCGGGGGAAACGGCCUGGGGACCACUUCCUGGCGGCGACUGGACUAUUUUUCAGGCCAAUCACAGCACCUACGAACCGCUUGCUUGGGCGUAUCGAGACAGCCUCGACUAUCCGGCCAACAAAAGUCCCCUAGCUACCGUCAUCCAGGAUCACGGCAGAUACGACGGAAUUCAAAGAGUCCUUUUCGGCGGUGGCCUACGAUUUUGGCUGCACAAAUUGCUGCUGUUAGACUCGUUAUCCUACCUGUCGCAUGGGCAAUUGAGCCUCAGCUUAAAUCGUAUGAUCUUGGUGGACGUUGACGACAUAUUCGUCGGCGAAAAAGGUACCAGGUUGAGAAAAGAUGAUGUAAUGGCAUUGCUAGCCACUCAGCAGAGAAUUCAAGCUCUAGUGCCGGGGUUCAAAUUCAAUUUGGGGUUUUCCGGGAAAUAUUUUCAUCACGGGACAGCGGAGGAGAAUUUGGGGGACGACAUGCUUCUGGAGAACGUAGACAGAUUUACGUGGUUUUCCCACAUGUGGAAUCAUCAACAACCGCAUCUUUACGAGAAUGUAACUCAUCUACAAUUGGACAUGGCGUUGAACAAGCAAUUCGCAAAAGAUCACGGUAUACCAACCGGAAGCGGAUACAGCGUAAGUCCACAUCAUUCCGGCGUUUAUCCGGUCCACGAAGGCCUCUACGAGGCGUGGAAGCGAGUAUGGAACAUCAAGGUCACGAGCACCGAAGAGUAUCCACACCUGAGGCCAGCUCGCUUGAGACGUGGCUUCAUUCACCGUAACAUUAUGGUUCUACCGAGGCAAACCUGUGGCCUUUUUACUCAUACGAUUUUUAUCGAGAGGUAUCCGGGCGGAAGGGAAAAGCUGGACGAGUCGAUACAGGGCGGAGAACUUUUCCAAACGAUCGUAUAUAAUCCAAUAAAUAUUUUUAUGACGCAUAUGUCGAAUUAUGGAAACGAUCGACUGGCGUUGUACACUUUCGAGUCGGUGAUAAAAUUUAUUCAAUGUUGGACGAAUCUAAGGCUAUCUAGUGCACCGCCACUUCAACUUGGGGAACGUUACUUCCAGUUAUAUCCCGAGGAGGCUGAUCCAGUGUGGGGAAAUCCGUGUGAUGACCAGAGACAUCAGAAGAUCUGGUCUCGUAAUAAAACUUGUGAUCAAUUACCGCGAUUUCUAGUAAUUGGACCUCAGAAAACUGGCACUACGGCGUUAUACACAUUCCUAUCCAUUCAUCCAGCAAUAAGCAGCAAUUUGCCGAGUCCAGACACUUUUGAAGAGAUACAAUUUUUUAAUGGAAAGAAUUACUACAAAGGUCUCGAUUGGUAUAUGAGCUUUUUUCCAGCAUCGAAAAAUGAGAGUUCUCGAUAUCUCUUCGAAAAAUCUGCCACUUAUUUUGAUGGAGAAUUAGUACCGCGAAGGGCUCAUGCACUUCUGCCAAGAGCUAAGCUAAUCACUAUAUUGCUCUCUCCAGCUAGACGUGCUUAUUCAUGGUACCAGCAUACUAGAGUACACGGAGAUCCGGUAGCGAACAAUUACUCCUUCCAUGCGGUCAUCACAGCAAGUGAUUCUGCACCGAAACCUCUACGGGAUCUUAGAAAUAGAUGUUUAAAUCCUGGAAAAUACGCCCAACAUUUAGAGAGAUGGUUAUCAUUCUAUUUACCUCAACAAUUACAUAUUAUCGAUGGUGAACAGUUACGACAAAAUCCCGUAGAAACGCUGCACGAAUUACAGCGAUUUCUGAAAAUAACACCUGCCUUUAACUAUUCCUCGCACUUGAGGUACGAUCCGAAAAAAGGUUUCUUUUGUCAAGUAACUAACGAAGAUCGUACUAAAUGUCUCGGCAAAAGUAAAGGUCGGCAAUAUCCGCCAAUGGAAGAUAGAUCAUAUAAAUUAUUACAGAGAUAUUACUUGUCCCAUAACACGGCUCUAGUGAAAUUAUUAAAGCGGCUUGGGUCUAGAACGAUCCCACAGUGGCUGAAGGAAGAUCUCACCGACACUGUGAUGACCUAGCAAACGCCAAUUACGUGAAACUUUAAUGUUUCCCGGUUACUCGCUUCCGCUGUCAGCGAGAUACGUCGUUUGCUAAUGGAAGACUUGUAAAGUAAUUGUACAUUUAAAAUUCUACUGGAUUUCACAUCUUCAAGAGGAAGGACCAUGCUGGCCUAUCGCAGACUGGCCUAAUCUAACUGGAAACCCUGCAGAAGCUAGUCAUAUAAGCGACUUUAUGAAAUCAAAGUUGUAAUUAUUGACUUUUGUUAAACUAAUAAUAUUAGUUUUUUAUUAUUAUCU